Paramuricea clavata is the source of this 1137-nucleotide messenger RNA. NCBI's taxonomy places the organism in Eukaryota, Metazoa, Cnidaria, Anthozoa, Malacalcyonacea, Plexauridae. The record is from the annotation of a GenBank genome assembly.
AUGGAGGCCUGCAAGCCAAGCAGAACUGAAAUAUUACCGAAUGAAGGUUUUGUUUGUCUUGAAAAAUACAUCAAGGAAUUUUCAGCCUCGUACGUGUAUACUCAUCCGGUAUCAAGUAAGGAAACUUUAACCAAAAAAGUUCGCGAAUCCAUGACAGCAAAUGUUAAAACGUCAGCUUACAAAAGCCUGUUGAAUCCGAAGAUCAAUAAAUUUGGUAAAAAUGAUGGCGAAUUUGGAAAUGCCGAUCAACAAAUUUUCAACUUUGCAAAAGAAGCCAUAUUUAAACAUACUUCAACUAAAAAGCCGGCGAGACUGAAUAAACUUUUAGCUACUUACAUGGAUUCCAUUGGUCAAAUUGCAUGUGGAGACAUUCGAGGGACAUGUUUCUUGGUGACAGACAUGCUGGUGAUAACCAACCAUCAUGUUUGUACGAUGAUCAACGCGGAAAGAGAGGAACAGCAAAAUUCCAACUUGCCCAUCACAGUCUCAUUUGAUUACUUGUGCUCAGAACAAAGAGAGCAUGUUCUCACUGUUGAGGUUGAUGAGGAACGGAAUCCUCAGCUUGAAAACUCACACUUGGAUUAUAAAUUUUUACGUUUGAAAGAAAACGAAAGUCUGAGGAAUCGUGUUCCACUUGGUCCGAUUGUUAGAAACCGUCCAUUACGCGAAGGUCGAAUUAUUAUAGUGGGUUAUCCAGGCGGUGAUGAAAUGCAUGACGAAACAUGCGUUGUUGUUAGCAGUCACUCGUGGCGUGAAAAACUGCAACAAAGACAUGAACUUUGUGCUGGUGUGCACAUAACCAGAUUCGAAAUAGAGCAGUCUACCAAAAGAUAUGCAAAAUGUCUUCCAUACGACACAAGUCUAUUUUCAGGUGCUAGUGGUUCACCUGUUUUCGAUCUGAAUGGAAACAUCGUUGCGAUGCACACACAGGGAUAUACCCUAGAGGUUGAUGGAGGAAAUUGUUCCUUGAUGGAGUUUGGUGUCCAGUUCAAUGCAAUUUAUCAAGACAUGAGAAGACGGUAUAAUGUUGUGGAACAAUUCUUUCCAAACUGUAAUUUGAAUACUGGUGAAGAACGAACGGAUAUGAACCCAAACUAUAAUUUGGAUAUUGGUGAAGAAAGAAUGGAUGUGAGCUAA